This is a messenger RNA of Vigna angularis (adzuki bean), 318 nucleotides long. RefSeq names its product WUSCHEL-related homeobox 2. The coding region runs from base 1 to 318 and encodes 105 amino acids. Lineage: Eukaryota; Viridiplantae; Streptophyta; Magnoliopsida; Fabales; Fabaceae. Gene Ontology annotation, molecular function: DNA-binding transcription factor activity. The record is from RefSeq and is a predicted model, not a curated record. The transcript is spliced from 2 exons.
AUGAGUGAUGUGGAGUCCGAGAGGUACACCAGUCAGCGGUGGCGACCAACCGAUGAUCAGAUCAAAAUGAUGCUCAAUAUCUACAACUACGGGGUCACACAUCCCAGCAGAGCCCAAGUCGUCGAGAUUGCAUCUCGACUCAGGGCUUUCGGAGAAGCAAGUGAAUAUAAUGUACAUUGCCGGUUCAACAAUCAUGGUAACCGGGUCAAGCGCUGGCAAGCGGAAUUAGACCCUACUGGUACUAUCUUUUCUCAGCUGCCGCUGUACAUGUAUGGCGCCGAGGUUGCUGAACUUAUUCCCUGUUCCGAUCAUCAUUGA